AUUCAUACGUCAUCAGUCAUGUGGGUUUUCGGGUUUUCCUCGAACGACACGAAGCCUCGACACUGACGAGCGUUUUGAGUUUGACGUCGGUUAUGAAGGACUGGUAGCUGCCGUGGCAUCAGUGUCAUUAUCCACAUUACGUUGUCGACAUUCAGGGAUUUAAUUUAUUAUAUCCGACAGCAUAUAUGUAGAUAAUUAGUCAUUUCAAUGGCGUUCAAUGGCCACCAGCUCGACAAUGAAACUACCGACGAAGACGAAACGCCCACGAAGCAGCCGCGGUCCGCCGCCAAGGAGAUGCCCGGUUGUCUCAGGAACCAGCCUAACAAUGAGGCAGCCGCGCCCGCGGCAAGAGCCACGUCCGAGCGGCGGACCUCCAGCUCGACGUUGAGGCAUCGGAUCGAUUCGUUCAGGAAAAGCAGGCCGCCUUUUCCCUGGUUUGGGAUGGACAUUGGAGGCACUCUGGUGAAGUUGGUGUACUUCGAGCCCAAAGACAUCACAGCUGAGGAGGAGCAGGAAGAGGUGGAGAACUUAAAGAGCAUCCGGCGCUACCUGAUGUCUAACACCGCCUAUGGUAAGACUGGAAUCAGAGAUGUGCACCUGGAGCUGAAGGACCUGACAAUUUGCGGCAGGACGGGGAACCUGCAUUUCAUCCGGUUCCCCACGCACGACCUGCCGGUGUUCCUGCAGAUGGGCCGUGACAAGCACUUCUCCAGCCUCCACACCACGCUCUGCGCCACCGGAGGAGGCGCGUACAAGUUUGAGGCUGAUUUCCGCAGGAUGGCUGAUCUGCAGCUUCACAAACUGGAUGAGCUGGACUGUUUGAUCCGGGGAGUGCUCUACAUCGACUCAGUGGUGUCCAGUGGCCCCUCAGAGUGCUACUACUUUGAAAACCCCACAGAUCCAGAUCACUGCAUUCAGAGGCCCUACCCACUGGAGAACCCUUACCCUCUGCUGCUGGUCAACAUCGGGUCCGGGGUCAGCAUUCUGGCUGUAUAUUCUGAGAACAACUACAAACGAGUUACUGGGACCAGCCUCGGUGGUGGGACCUUCCUGGGCCUGUGUUGCCUCCUAACUGGAUGCUCUACUUUUGAGGAAGCUAUUGAAAUGGCUUCUCAAGGUGAGAGCACUCGUGUGGACAAGCUGGUUCGGGACAUCUAUGGUGGAGACUAUGAGAGGUUUGGGCUGCCAGGCUGGGCUGUGGCCUCAAGCUUUGGUAACAUGAUGUGCAAAGAGAAAAGGGAAUCUGUGUCCAAAGAGGACUUGGCGAGGGCAACACUGGUCACCAUUACUAACAACAUCGGUUCCAUCACCAGGAUGUGUGCUCUAAAUGAGAACAUUGACAAAGUGGUGUUUGUGGGGAAUUUCCUGAGGGUGAACACGCUCUCCAUGAAGCUGCUGGCCUACGCCAUGGACUACUGGUCCAAAGGUCAGCUCAAAGCGCUCUUCCUUCGACAUGAGGGUUACUUCGGAGCGGUUGGAGCCCUGCUGGACCUUCUGAAUCACUCAUAAUUACAUCCUGUGAAGUAUUUGUCAAUCUGCUGCAAUAGACCAUUAGCACUUUAGGGUUCUCUGAAACUAUUCCACGACAGGAUGUCAUUUAUGUUGACUUAAAAAAAGGCUUUUUGGGAAAUUGUGGAAAUAGUUGCUAUAUUUUGCUCCCCAUGUGCUGUUAUGGUUACAAGAAAUACUGUUUCCUGCAGUAACCUGAGCUUUUGGCAGCAAAGCUAAUGUGUGAGACUGUGCAUACUUGAGACAUUGCUUGCAAGCAUCUGAUAUAUUCUUCAAGGAAAUCCACCAGAGGUGCCUAACGUUACCCCAUGUCAGUUUUGUGCCAUACUCUGCCCCUCAGUGGGUAUCAGGACCUUGGC
Messenger RNA from Thalassophryne amazonica, 1868 nucleotides. It is a transcript of the gene pank2, whose product is annotated as pantothenate kinase 2. The record is from RefSeq and is a predicted model, not a curated record. NCBI's taxonomy places the organism in Eukaryota, Metazoa, Chordata, Actinopteri, Batrachoidiformes, Batrachoididae. Gene Ontology annotation, biological process: coenzyme A biosynthetic process. The transcript is spliced from 7 exons. The coding region runs from base 208 to 1509 and encodes 433 amino acids. Gene Ontology annotation, molecular function: ATP binding; pantothenate kinase activity. Gene Ontology annotation, cellular component: cytosol; nucleus.